CACGCACUGCCCCGCCACGCCGCCUCGCUCCGCACAGCCCUCGACAGCUCGGCCGUUCCACAGUUGUGUACAGAGGACUCCAGCAGCUGGUACACCCAGUUGGUAUCCAGAGAGACCCCCAGAGCCCACAGUCAGAGGCGCCGCCUUCCCCGAAGGCCAUGGCGAGGCCCCCGCUGCUGCCCCUGCUGCUGGUGCUGCUCACCGCCGGUUGCGGCGUCUACGCGGCGCGCAGGUGCCAGGACACGCACGCCCAGAGUCAGCUCGACCUCAACAAGGUGACUGGUCAGUGGUAUGUGGUGGAGAUCGUGGAGCACGACCCUAAGGUGCUGGAGAUGUCGAUGAUCGAGCAGCGCAAGUGCCCCAUCGUGGUCCUGCACCGCCAGAACUCCACCGGCAGCUGGCUCACGCUCAAGUGGACCGAGGGCAGGGAUGUUGUCGUCUACAACCUCAACGUCACCGACAUGCGCAGGGCUCUCGGCCGCUGGCAGUCCGUCGGCAAACAGGAGGGGUCGAUGACGCGGCGGGAGAACUACCAGCACUUCGACGGUGUGGUGCUGGUGCUGAAGGCCGUGGAGGACCACAUGGUGCUGACGUUCUGCGACCGCAACCCGGAGCGCUCGCCCUACACGCUGGUGCUGUCGCGGGCGCAGCGCAUGCCCGGCGACGACAUCGACAGCAUCAACAACAUGAUACGCUUCCGCGAGCUGUACAUGGGUCUGGUGAAGAGCACCUGCCCGGGCGCCGCCGCCGCCGUCACCCACUCGCCCGCGCUGAUAGCCGUCGGGGCGCUCGCCGCCGUCGUUCGCCUGUUGCUCGGCCGUGGGGGUCCGUCCUAG
Molecule: messenger RNA, 836 nt
Organism: Schistocerca americana (American grasshopper)
Lineage: Eukaryota; Metazoa; Arthropoda; Insecta; Orthoptera; Acrididae
Exons: 4
Coding region: 159-836 (225 amino acids)
Source: RefSeq, a predicted model, not a curated record